AUGGACGUUGUGUCGUCGUUGUCUUCUUCUCCGGCGCCGUCGCCGUCAGUGCUCAAGUCACUGCUUCUGUCCUACGCGUACGUGAGCGUGUGGAUCACAUUCAGCUUCUCGGUGAUCAUGUACAACAAGUACAUCCUCAAUCCCACGAUGUACAACUGGCCAUUCCCCGUAUCGCUCACCAUGGUCCACACGGCGUUUUGCGCCUCCCUCACUGUGGUGCUCAUCCGCGUCCUCCGCGUCGUCGCCGAGCCGACGUCGCCGCCCAUGACGCCCAGCCUCUACGCCGUCUCCGUCGUGCCCAUCGGCGUGCUCUACGCGCUGUCGCUCUGGUUCUCCAACUCCGCAUACAUCUACCUCUCUGUCUCCUUCAUCCAGAUGCUCAAGGCGCUCAUGCCCGUCACCGUCUACUGCCUCGCCGUCGCGUUCCGCACCGACUCCUUCCGCCACGCCUCCAUGCUCAACAUGCUCGGCAUCUCCGCGGGCAUCGCCGUCGCCGCCUAUGGCGAGGCGCGGUUCGACGCGUUCGGCGUCAUCCUGCAGCUCGUCGCUAUCACCGCCAAAGCCACGCGGCUCGUGCUCAUCCAGAUAUUGCUCACCGGCGCAACGCCCCCGCCGGCGCCGACGCAGGCCGACCGCGACGUGGAGAUGGGCCUCCUCGGCGGCGAGAGCAGCGCGUCGCGACCGGCGAUGAAGCCGCAGCCAGGUUCUUGA
This is a messenger RNA of Oryza sativa Japonica Group (Japanese rice), 711 nucleotides long. Its product is annotated as probable sugar phosphate/phosphate translocator At4g32390. NCBI's taxonomy places the organism in Eukaryota, Viridiplantae, Streptophyta, Magnoliopsida, Poales, Poaceae. Gene Ontology annotation, cellular component: Golgi apparatus; trans-Golgi network; endosome. Gene Ontology annotation, molecular function: antiporter activity. The record is from RefSeq and is a predicted model, not a curated record.